AUGUCAUUCAAUCCUGUGUGGGAGCUCGUUGAACCGUACCUAAUUCAAUCUGGUUUAUAUCGAGUUCCUGAUCCGACAUACGGAAGAUAUACUCUCCCAGCUCAUCCACCUCAUUUACCUCUGAUUGACGAUCCGGAUGUGACAUCAAAGUAUAGGCGAAUAUUCUUGCCACCAUACAGCGAUUUCAGAACAUAUAACGAAGCAUACGAUUCUACCAAGAUCAUCCAUGCUGAAGAUGUACAAUUGACCACAGAAGAGAUUAUAUCCGGUGUCAAAAGAGGUGGAAGAUGGGUUUGUUAUAGUACUUGGGAAAUCAGGGAUGAGCCUGAAAGUGGGUGGGAAGCUGGAGGUAGAGGAAGGGGGAAAGAUAUCGUGGUAGUUCAUGGACUUGGGGAUUACGGAUUGAGGUAUACACCUCAUGUUCAUCACUUCCUCAAAGCUGGAUUCAGAGUGAUGAUACCCGAUUUACCAUCUCAAGAUUUACUUCAAGGGAAAGAUCAGAGGAAAGUAUUCCUUUGCGGAGCAUCGAUGGGAGGAUGGACUGUUCUGUACUAUCUAUUGAAAUACCCUCCAACGUCUUCUUCCUCUCACGUUGCUUCUCAAGUGUCUGCAAGCGAUAACUCAUUACCGCCUGAAGGUUCCGGGAAAGGUUAUCAUAACCUCGAGCGCCCAAGUGAAGAAGAAAAAGCACGAAUACAUGUCGCUGGAGCUUAUGUACUCUGUCCCAUGGUUGAAGUCUCAAAGGAAUCCAGACCAUCAAAAUUGAUCGAAAACAUCGGUCGCGUCAUAAAAUCCGUUGCAGGCCCUUUACCCUUUGCCAAAGGUGUGAGGGGUAAUGUAUCCGAUGAUCCACGAGUAGAAGAAGACUUUGAUUCUGAUCGAGAGAUCAAUGUUCCCAUCAGAUUGGUGCAUGGCAAUAAAGAUAGAGCAACAACUCAUAUUGGAACUCUGAAAUUGUUUGAUCGACUGCCUAACGAAGAUAAAGAGAUUGAGAUAUUUGACGGAUACGAACAUGUCAUGCUCAAAGUUGGAAUAGACGCCAAGGAUGAUGAGAAGAGACAGAGAGUGCUCGCAGAUUGGAGGUCAUGGCUGUUACAGCGAUGUUAA
Molecule: messenger RNA, 1107 nt
Organism: Kwoniella shivajii
Lineage: Eukaryota; Fungi; Basidiomycota; Tremellomycetes; Tremellales; Cryptococcaceae
Exons: 10
Coding region: 1-1107 (368 amino acids)
Cellular component (GO): membrane
Molecular function (GO): monoacylglycerol lipase activity
Source: RefSeq, a predicted model, not a curated record